CUACAAGAGGAAGAGGCUUCUCCUCCUCCUCUCCUGGCGAGGUUUCUGCUUCUCAGUCUUUCAGCCAAGCCAAGCAAAGCCCAGGCGUUGCUCUUCCUCCUCCUCCUCCCAUCCAUCCAAGGGAAGGGAUGGGUGAGCCUGAGCCCGACGACGCCGUGCUCUUCGUCGGGGUGUCGCUCGUGCUGGGCAUCGCCUCCCGCCACCUCCUCCGCGGCACCCGCGUCCCCUACACCGUCGCCCUUCUCGUCCUCGGCGUCGCGCUCGGCUCCCUCGAGUACGGAACACACCAUGGUCUAGGCAAACUUGGAGCUGGAAUUCGUAUCUGGGCCAACAUAAACCCUGACCUUCUGCUGGCUGUUUUUCUACCUGCACUCCUCUUUGAAAGCUCCUUCUCCAUGGAAAUACACCAAAUAAAGAGAUGUAUGGCACAAAUGGUGUUACUUGCUGGACCCGGCGUUCUAAUAUCAACAUUUUUACUUGGCGCUGCUGUAAAGCUCACUUUUCCUUACAACUGGAGCUGGAAAAUAUCAUUGUUACUUGGUGGACUGCUUAGUGCAACUGAUCCUGUUGCUGUGGUUGCACUGCUAAAAGAACUUGGAGCAAGUAAAAAGCUCAGUACAAUCAUUGAGGGUGAAUCCUUAAUGAAUGAUGGGACUGCUAUUGUUGUCUAUCAGCUGUUCUAUCGAAUGGUGCUUGGAAGAACCUUUGAUGCUGGCGCAAUAAUAAAGUUCCUGUCAGAAGUUUCACUUGGAGCUGUUGCUCUGGGCCUUGCAUUCGGAAUCGUAUCAGUACUGUGGUUGGGAUUUAUUUUUAAUGAUACAAUCAUAGAGAUUGCGCUUACUCUUGCUGUCAGCUAUAUAGCUUUCUUCACUGCACAAGAUUCACUGGAGGUCUCUGGUGUUUUGACUGUCAUGACACUGGGAAUGUUCUAUGCAGCUUUUGCAAAAACUGCUUUUAAGGGCGAAAGUCAGCAAAGUUUACACCAUUUCUGGGAAAUGGUUGCUUACAUUGCAAACACACUUAUUUUUAUACUGAGUGGGGUUGUUAUUGCAGAUGGUGUUCUACAAAAUAAUGUCCAUUUUGAGACGCAUGGCACUUCGUGGGGCUUCCUUCUUCUGCUCUAUGUCUUUGUGCAAAUAUCCCGACUUAUAGUUGUUAGUGCUUUGUACCCAUUGUUGCGUCACUUUGGGUAUGGGUUGGACUUGAAAGAGGCCAUGAUUCUUGUUUGGUCAGGGCUGCGAGGAGCUGUUGCUCUGUCACUAUCGUUAUCUGUUAAGCGUACCAGUGAUGCAGUUCAACCUUAUAUUAAACCGGAAGUUGGAAUGAUGUUUGUGUUCUUCACUGGUGGCAUCGUGUUUCUAACAUUGAUUUUUAAUGGUUCAACCACACAAUUUUUGUUACGUAUGCUUGGCAUGGACAAACUGUCAGCCACAAAGCUUCGCGUAUUGAAGUAUACAAGAUAUGAAAUGCUAAACAAAGCAUUAGAGGCUUUUGGUGAGCUUAGGGAAGAUGAGGAACUAGGACCUGCUGACUGGGCUACUGUAAAGAAACAUAUCACAUGUUUGAAUGACUUGGACGAUGAUCCAGAGCAUCCCCAUGAUGUUGGUGACAAAGAUGACCACAUGCAUACCAUGAAUUUAAGAGAUAUUCGAGAGAGGCUUUUGAAUGGUGUGCAAGCCGCUUACUGGGGAAUGCUUGAAGAGGGACGAAUAACUCAAGCUACGGCAAAUAUUCUGAUGAGAUCGGUUGAUGAAGCUAUGGAUCUUGUUUCCAGACAACCAUUAUGUGAUUGGAAAGGUUUAAAGUCCAAUGUCCAGUUCCCGAAUUACUAUAGGUUCCUUCAGAUGAGCAGGUUGCCACGAAAGCUUGUCACAUACUUCACAGUUGAAAGAUUGGAGUCAGGAUGUUACAUCUGUGCUGCAUUUCUUCGUGCUCACAGAAUUGCAAGGCGGCAGUUACAUGAUUUUCUUGGUGAUAGUGAGGUUGCAAGAAUUGUUAUUGAUGAAAGUAAUGCUGAGGGAGAGGAAGCUAAAAAAUUCUUGGAAGAUGUUCGAGUUACAUUUCCACAGGUGCUGCGUGUGCUAAAGACACGGCAAGUCACAUAUUCCGUAUUGACACACUUGAGUGAGUAUAUUCAAAACCUCCAGAAGAUUGGGUUGCUGGAAGAGAAGGAAAUGGUCCAUUUAGAUGAUGCUUUGCAGACGGACUUGAAGAAGUUGAAGAGGAAUCCACCGCUAGUGAAAAUGCCAAGAGUUAGUGAGCUUCUAAACACUCAUCCUUUGGUAGGCGCACUGCCGGCUGCUGCACGUGAUCCUUUGCUAAGCAAUACAAAGGAAACUGUACGAGGACAUGGCACAGUCCUAUACCGGGAAGGCUCAAGGCCAACUGGUAUAUGGCUUGUUUCUAUUGGUGUAGUAAAGUGGACAAGUCAAAGAUUAAGCAGAAGGCAUUCCUUGGAUCCAAUUUUAUCACAUGGAAGCACUUUGGGUCUGUAUGAGGUGCUGAUCGGAAAGCCCCAUAUAUGUGACAUGAUCACAGAUUCCGUGGUACAUUGUUUCUUCAUCGAAGCUGAAAAGAUAGAGGAGCUGCGUCAGUCAGAUCAUUCAAUUGAACUUUUCCUGUGGCAGGAAAGCGCUCUGGUCAUUGCUAGGCUCUUGCUUCCUCAGAUAUUUGAGAAAAUGGCAAUGCAUGAGAUCAGGGUUCUUGUUGCUGAAAGGUCGACGAUGAACAUAUACAUCAAGGGGGAAGACAUCGAACUUGAGCAGAAUUACGUUGGCAUUUUGCUGGAAGGAUUCUUGAAGACCAGGAGCCAGCUGAUCACGCCUCCUGGGGUGCUUCUGCCAUCAAAUGCUGACUUGAGCUUAUUUGGACUCGAGUCCUCAGCCGUGAAUCAUAUAGACUACUGUCAUAAUGCACCCAGCUACCAAGUGGAGGCUAGAGCGCGGAUCAUCUUCUUCGAUAUGGUCAGGACCUCCGAGGCAGAGGCCGAUCUUCAGCGAAGCGUGUCGCUGCUGUCUCACGGCCAUGAGCCACCACGAAGCGUGUCGCUGCUGUCUCACGGCCAUGAGCCACCACCACGGACAAUGAGCAAGGAGCACAGCGGCUUGCUGUGUUGGCCAGAGAGCUUCAGGAGGUCCCGGGGAGGCCACAGUGCCAGCCUAGCUGAGAUCAGAAACCAGCCGGGUAGCUUCUCUGCCAGGGCGCUGCAGCUGAGCAUGUACGGCAGCAUGGUGAACCUCACCUCUGGCCAGCAGGGUCACCGGCGGCAGAAGCCCCAUCGCAUGCCGGCGGCGAACCAUAGGCACAGCUCUUCCUACCCCCGGGUGCCGUCGAGGCCAUCCAACACGCGGCCUCUGCUCUCCGUGCAGUCGGAGGGUUCCAACAUGAAGCGAGUGGCGGCGCCGAAAGACGCCACUGCUGGCGAGGCCACAACUGCUGCUCCAGCGACCUCCGCAGGCCAGCAGCAACGGACGGCGGUGCAAGACGACAACUCGAGCGACGACUCCGGCGGGGAAGAGGUCAUCGUCAGAGUCGACUCUCCCAGCAUGCUCUCUUUCCGUCAGUCCGCCGCCGCGGUUCAUUCGCCGCCACCGCCGCCGCAGGACCAGUAACAUUGUUUUGUCCUGUAACAUGAGCGCAUCGUUGCUGCGUGUAUUGUAUAGCAAAAGUAAAAGGGACACAUUCUUCUCCCUUCACUUUGUAUUGAUACUCUGCUAAGUAGGGACAUCUCCAUGCUGUAUAUGCAGGGCCUUUUGGAAUCCUGGUUACAUGGAUUCUGAUACAUUUUUUCCCAUUGAAAUUCCUGGAAAAAUUCCUAGGAUACCAAUA
Messenger RNA from Setaria italica (foxtail millet), 3828 nucleotides. RefSeq names its product sodium/hydrogen exchanger 8. Gene Ontology annotation, cellular component: chloroplast envelope; membrane. The transcript is spliced from 22 exons. The record is from RefSeq and is a predicted model, not a curated record. Bases 129 to 3611 code for a protein of 1160 amino acids. Gene Ontology annotation, biological process: proton transmembrane transport. Gene Ontology annotation, molecular function: sodium:proton antiporter activity. Lineage: Eukaryota; Viridiplantae; Streptophyta; Magnoliopsida; Poales; Poaceae.